GCAGGGCAGGGCAGGGCCGGAGCGGGCCGUGAGUCGCGGAGCCGAGGUUGAUGCUAGCCGGCGGGCGGUGCGGGCGGCCCCGCCCGUGAUGCGUGUCCCGCGGGGGCUGCCGGGCCCAGCGCCGGCUCGCUGAGGCUCCGCGGGCCCCGGCUCCGUGUGGCCGGCGAGGUGAGGAGGAGAGCUGGCCGCGGCCAUGCCGUGCACCUGCGGGAACUGGCGGCGGUGGAUCCGGCCGUUGGUGGUGCUGCUGUACAUCGUGGGGCUGCUGGUGGUGGUGCCGCUCUGCGUGUGGGAGCUGCAGAAGCUGGAGGUUGGCAUCCACACCAAGGCAUGGUUUAUCGCUGGGAUAUUUCUACUAAUGACUAUUCCAAUAUCUCUCUGGGGAAUACUACAACACUUAGUCCAUUAUACUCAACCUGAGUUGCAGAAACCAAUCAUAAGGAUCCUGUGGAUGGUGCCAAUUUACAGUUUAGACAGUUGGAUAGCUUUGAAAUACCCCAACAUUGCAAUAUAUGUGGAUACAUGUCGAGAGUGCUAUGAAGCUUAUGUCAUCUAUAAUUUUAUGGUUUUUCUUUCAAAUUACCUGACCAACCGCUACCCAAACCUCGUACUAAUCAUAGAAGCCAAAGAUCAGCAGAGACAUCUGCCUCCUCUGUGCUGCUGCCCAGCAUGGGCUAUGGGAGAAGUCCUGUUGUUCAGAUGUAAGCUGGGUGUUUUGCAGUACACUGUUGUCAGGCCCUUUACCACCAUUAUUGCUUUGAUCUGUGAACUGGUGGGAGUGUAUGAUGAAGGCAACUUCAGCUUCAGCAAUGCUUGGACUUACUUGGUUAUACUGAACAACAUGUCACAGCUGUUUGCCAUGUACUGUCUGGUGCUGUUUUACAAAGUGCUGCGUGAGGAGCUGAACCCCAUCCAACCUGUGGGCAAGUUCCUUUGUGUGAAGAUGGUAGUUUUUGUUUCUUUCUGGCAAGCUGUGCUGAUUGCAUUGCUGGUGAAAGUUGGUGUCAUUUCUGAGAAGCACACCUGGGACUGGCAGAGUGUGGAAGCUGUGGCUACAGGCCUACAGGAUUUUAUCAUUUGUGUUGAGAUGUUCCUGGCUGCUAUUGCACACCACUACAGCUUCUCCUAUAAACCUUAUGUCCAAGAAGCUGAAGAAGGGUCAUGCUUUGACUCCUUCCUUGCCAUGUGGGAUAUUUCUGAUCUAAGGGCAGAUAUAUCUGAGCAGGUUCGCAAUGUGGGAAGGACAGUUCUGGGCCAGCCAAGGAAAAUGUUUUUUGCGGAGGAUCAUGAACAAAACGAGCACACAAGUUUACUGUCUUCAUCUACUCAAGACCCAAUUUCUGAUGCUUCUUCAGUGCCCUCUUCCCCCAUGGGUCACUAUCAGGGGUUUGGACACACGGUGACACCCCUGACAACACCCACGACAGCCCCUGCCGUUGAUGGCAUUUAUAGCACUGCUGCUGUGGGAGAUGCUGAGGAGUCACCCCAGCUGGAGCACAAGUCAUCAGGCAAAUCUCUGGGCCAAAGUUAGACUCCUCUUUCCUUUGGGAGCAGCCAGAGUCUGGCCUUGCCUUGCCAUGGGUGUUAACUGUUGGUGAUGGAAUGUGGAAGGCAGAGACAGGAUGAGGAUGUGGCCAUGCCUGACAGUUGAAUUCUGACUCUAAGGGACGUGUCGGAGCACCCCUGGAGCAUAAACCACGCACACUAUAAAGGGGUCUGCUUACACGGGAGUCAACUCCUUCAGCUGCUCAGCAUGCACUUACAUGUCACCUCAGAGUUGCACUGGCUUGUAGUGACACAAAAGAAGUGCUCUGCUGAAGAUGAAGUGUAAGUACUACUACCCCUGGGAACACUUAACUUCAAGAAUGUAAUCCAAGGAGGGCAGUAGCAAAAGGUGUGUAGCAGCUUUAGUUCUCCUCUCUAUGACGGUUAACUUCCAUACCCCAGUGCUGAGUGUGGAUGAAAAGGUAACUUCUGUACAGCUGCCCUUCUGCCCUUCCCUGCACAGCUAAGUAAGCCCCCUUGAUGGAGGCAGUUCCGACAGGGCAGCAGUAAAGAAUCCCUACCAAGAAAGCAUUCCUUGCAGGCCUUGCUGUAGAAUUCCAUGCCCAGAGCAAACGGUUGGUGUAUCUCCUGUCCUUGUAGCUCAUCCUCUUUAAGUCCUUCACACUCAGAAAGGACAGCCAGAACACUAAGCUUUGGAUUAAUACUCUACACUAUCAAAAAGGAUACUCUUUUCCUCUCCUCAUAAAACAAGAGUAACGGUUCACUACCUUGAGUGCGUGGAGGAGUAGACUGAAGGAUGGCAAAAGGAAGUAGGAAAGAAAGCAGAUUUCUUUAUUUGGGGCUGCAAUAAAUUCUUUAACACUUAAUUUUUCUUCAGCUGCUAAAGCAGAAGAUCCUGAGCUUGUGUCCAUAGUCCUUUGUAUUCAUCUGUGUUUGUGCAGUUAUUGUGUUAUGCUUCUAGUAGAUUCAAAUGUAACAGUUGAUGAUUCCCCCCCACCCCAGAGAAGACCUUUGCAAAGGUGAGACCAAGUAGGUAGAGUUACUAGUAUUAGACUCCAGUCCAAGGAGGAGAAAUGUUAUCUUGCAAAGCCUGGCAAGAAUCAGGGAUACUGUUUGAUCCCAUUACCAGAUUUUAACCUCUUGCAUGUUUGCAGCCUGGCAGCAGCAAACCCUCCCCUCUAGAGCAUUGACUUGGAAGUGACAGUUGAAGUUUCAGCCUCGUUAGCAGUUGCAGGCUCAGUGUUUAACCUGUGGCUGUCCCCAGUGACUUCAUGUGAAGUGCUUCUGUUGCAGUACUAGUGUGAUGUACAGACGGCGCCUUACUCACUAGGCUGCAGCUUUCAGCUGCCUCUGGCCUUGCUCUACCUGAACUUAGUGGGAAAGUGCAAAGCUUGAUUUUCAGCUUGCCAACUCAUUGCCUUUGUUGUACAUAAGCAAUUAAAGAUUUUAUUUAAACUGUUCA
This is a messenger RNA of Pogoniulus pusillus (Red-fronted tinkerbird), 2968 nucleotides long. RefSeq names its product transmembrane protein 184C (gene TMEM184C). Gene Ontology annotation, molecular function: transporter activity. NCBI's taxonomy places the organism in Eukaryota, Metazoa, Chordata, Aves, Piciformes, Lybiidae. Gene Ontology annotation, biological process: transport. Gene Ontology annotation, cellular component: membrane. The record is from RefSeq and is a predicted model, not a curated record. Bases 194 to 1531 code for a protein of 445 amino acids. The transcript is spliced from 10 exons.